Molecule: messenger RNA, 4947 nt
Organism: Vicia villosa (hairy vetch)
Lineage: Eukaryota; Viridiplantae; Streptophyta; Magnoliopsida; Fabales; Fabaceae
Product: threonine synthase 2, chloroplastic-like
Exons: 5
Coding region: 990-2966 (658 amino acids)
Biological process (GO): L-cysteine biosynthetic process
Cellular component (GO): cytoplasm
Molecular function (GO): threonine synthase activity
Source: RefSeq, a predicted model, not a curated record
GAGUAACUACAACUCUACCCUUUGCCAGUUGUCCCUUCAUUUUGGCCUCCCUCCUUUUCCCUCUCCCUCUGCCACGUCCAUGUUGUUGGACAUGACAAACCGAAACAAACCCUACACCAUCUGCUUUAUCUUUCUCUUUUGGUUCCAUUCAAAUUUCAAAAACCUCUUCUCUUUCUCUCUCUCGUCCCUUUUUCCCUCUCUUGUUUUCUCUGUACUUUCCUUCAUCUUCUUCUUUCAUUUCUUCUUCCCCUUCUUUCUUCUUUGAAGAAUCAAAACAAUAGCCCACAGUGGAGCGAAUAAGGGAGAUGAGGAACAAAGGCUAUUCUGCCGAGGAUUUCGGAUUCGUAAGGAUCGUGUGGUGGUCGGCCACCGUUUAUGCGAUGGUAUGAACAAGGGAGGCGACAAUGGUACGAUGAUAUAGACUGGAUCGACUUUUUCCGCUGAAAAGGGUUCUGCAACUUUGUCAAUGGCGGAAGUUUCGGUUUUGGUAUUUUAUUUGUUUAUCCAAAAUGCUGAUUUUGUGUUUGAAAGACAGGUGUCUAAUAUGUAGGUUACAAAAGUUUGCAAAAGUUUUCUUUCCUUUCUGGCUUUGUUGAAAAACCUGUAGCUAUUUUGGGCCUUCAAUACAAGGAGCAGCCAGAAAUUUGUUGGGUUCAACACAGAAUCAGACGACAGGGAGCAGCCAUGAGUUUGCAGAUAAGGUCAUGAAUUGAGUUUCACAGUUGAAAAUGUAUUUGGUGUUUAUCGAGACACUGACGGGGUUAAUGUUUAUGGUGAAAGGAAUUUGGUAAGAAAUUUUAAACAUUUUAUAUUUUAGAUUUGAGUGUGGUUGUAAGUCCACAAGCCCAUUAGAAUUAAUAGUUGAUUUCAAUGUUAUAAAUAGGUGCUUUUGUAAGUGUAAUAAUCAUCAAGAAAAAUGAAUGGAAUUAGUUUUAUAGUUAUUAGUCUUUUUAGCGUAGAUUUCUCUUGUUUCUCUUAGUGGCAAAAGCAUGUUCAUAACAAAUGGUGCUUUCAUUGCCAUGGAUUCUCCUCCAUAUCAUCACUACCAUCAUGAUACUACAACUAUCAACACCCACACUUUGUUGAAACCUCAAACAUAUCAACAUCCCAACACACUUUUCUACUCACAAUCAACAAUUCACCAAUCCACCAUGGCAUCACCUCAAAACCUCUGUUCUUACACUAAAUCCAUUGUUCAACAAAUUUUGGAUUCGCAACAAAUUUGUCUUCAAACAAUGAGCAGUUGUGUUACUACACUUUCUUCCAUUAAUGCUGACAUAUCCUCUUUAAAUAACCACCAACAAUAUCUUGAAAUUUCCACUCCUCAACUUUAUCUUCACCACUCCACACCUGAAUUUCAAUCGAAGCCCCAACAUAAAGUCAUUGUUCCACCACAAAUCUUUCACGAUUGUGUGGUUGAAUCCAAAACGAUUGAAAACAACCACAACAGUGUCAUCGGAACUUUUGGGACGAUACACAGUUACGAAGAAGUCACAAAAACAUCAGAAAUUUUAAAUGUUGCGAUUACCGUUGAAAGAAAAUUGUUUAUUUCUGCAAUUGAUGAGAAAUCAAAGACGCACACAGUAGAAAAAAGUGAGCAAACUGAACUUCUAAAUUUGUUUCCAACAAAUCAUUUUCUUCUUCCUUGCGAUUUAGAUUCCCAACCUCCACUACUAAAGCCACCAUCGUCAGAUUUUGAAAUGAAAUAUACAAUUUUUCAACUUCCGGCGUCGGCACCGUAUCCACCGCCAAAACCACCGGAUUCUCCACCGAAACCGCGGUCCCUUAUUACUGAACAACAUCAAUAUGGUUUGUAUAAUUAUUUCCACCAUCAACAAAAUGAAACAAACAUUUCCCGCCUCCAUAAUCUGCAGCACGAUCUCGAUGCUCUCAAGAAAUUCGAUGGCGCUUACCGGCAUAACCUCUUUGAUUCCCGCGUCGGUGAAACCAUAUGGCCUUAUGGUUCUGGUGUAUGGAGAAAAAUAGAUUGGGUUCUACAUGAGAUCGACGAUGAUGACAUCAUUAGUGCAUUUGAAGGUAAAUUUAAUCUUUUUUGGGCUGAACAUUUUGACAAACAGUUUCUAGGCAAGAAUCAUUGGUGGGUUAAGAAUUGUGGUACUAGCCAUACUGAUAAUUUCAAGGAUCUUGGUAUGAUUGUUCUUGCUAGUAAGGUUAACCAUAGAAAAAUAAACUUCCCUAUUGUUGUUGUUGGAUAUGUUUCUACUAGUGACACUUCUGCUGCCUUAUCUGCUUAUUUUCCAUAUGUUGGAAUCCCUUCAAUUGCUUUCAUGCCUGGUAAUAGAAUUUAUAUUGCUCAAUUAGGUCAACUGAUUGCCAAUGGUGCUUUUGUUCUUAGCAUUGGUACUGAUUUUGAUGGGUCUAAACAGUUGAUUCGUGAAGUAACUGCUGAAAUGCCUAUUUAUUUGGCUAAUUCUAUUAACAGUUUGAGACCCGAGGGACAGAAAACUGCUGCUAUUGAGAUUUUGCAACAGUUUGAUUGCCAGGUACCUGAUUGGGUUAUUGUACCCGGUGGAAAACUUGGUAAUAUUUAUGCUUUUUGUAAAGGGUUUCUAAUGUGUAGAGAGUUAGGUCUUGUGGAUAGGCUUCCAAAGCUUGUUUCUGUUCAAGAUGCAAACGUAAAUCCUUUUUACGUUAAAUUGGGUUGGAAAGAGUUUAAGCCUGUUAGGGAACAUACUACUUUUGCAUAUGUUAUUCAUGUAGGUGAUCCUGUUUAUAUGAAUAGAUUUGUUCAUGCUUUGAAGCAUUGUAAUGGUAUUGUUGAGGUAACAAUCAAUUGGGUGGAUGAAUUGAGUUUGGAAGGUUAUAUUUUUCUUGUUUUCAUCUCACAUGUGAUUCAGGAAAUAAGAAAGGUUGCAGAAAUGCUAAGGCCUAUAUUGAACCUUGUAAGAGAAAAAAAAGGGAUCACAAUUUUCAAGUGGCUCGGUUAUGAUCUUAGACUUCUAUGAGAGACUAGUUUUUCACACCGUAGAGCUUGUUUGGAUGCUACAUCAGAAAGACAACACCUAUAAUGGCUAUAACAUGCAUAGUUCUGAAAUGAGAAGUAGUAUUAGUAGUUCUUAUUGUGAUUGGGUUCACCACCUUCUGAGGAAAUGCUUCUCAUUCUUUCUCAUAAUUGGUGCACCAACGUCUCAUACACAUUCUCAUUCAAUCACUCAAGAUUUGUGUGUGUCUACAAUGGGAAGAUCGUAUCACAUCAAGCAAUGGGAUCCUGGUGUCCAAUUAAAGAUGUAAACAAAAUCUUGGUUAUUCAAUUUUAAGUAAUGGGAUCCGGGAAGAAAAUUUGUGGUAGAUGUAAUCUUCACAACCUUGAGGACAAGGUUGUUUUCCAAGAUUGGUGGAAUGUAAUGAUCUAGACCCCCAAGUCCACAAGCCCAUUAGAAUUAAUAGUUGAUUUCAAUGUUAUAAAUAGGUGUUUUUGUAAGUGUAAUAAUCAUCAAGGAAAAUGAAUGGAAUUAGUUUUAUAGUUAUUAGUCUUUUUAGCGUAGAUUUCUCUUGUUUCUCUUAGUGGCAAAAGCAUGUUCAUAACAGUGGUUUAUUUAAACUGUUUUCAAUUUGGAAGUGUUCCUCCAACUAUUUGAUGAAAUGCCGGUUUAUCUUUUCGAUACUUAAUUAGGUUUAUCUUUAUGUUGUUUGAUGCACUUUGCAUUAUGAUUUGAUUUAUCUUCGUGGAGGAACAUGUAAGUUGGUGGUUUUGUAAAUGCAGUUCAUGAUGAUGGUGAACCUUUUCAUCAUGAUUCUAUAAUCAUAGUAGUAAUGUGACCUGUGGUUGUUUUCAUGUAAUGUUGUUAAUUAAUGCUUCACUCUCUGUUAUAAGAAAACUAUUGGGUGUCAGUAGUGUUAAUAACCAGAUUGGAGUUGCUUAUGUGGGUCUUAUUUUUAUCUUGAUCAAACAUGUUAAAAUGUAUAGCUAUCCCGAUUGCUUCAGGAUAACUAUCCCGAAUUUGUUGCCAAACAGGUUUUUAACAAUUAUUGUGAUUUUUUUUUUUAAAUAUGUUGGAGUUUUUCAUGUUUAGUGACUAAUAUCGUUGCUUAAUUCGGUGGUUUUUUGUUUAUUUGUUUCUGUUUGUGUAGAUUUUUAUCAAUGUUCCUUGGUGGUACCAUGCCUUUUCUAGGAUGAUUAGUCCUUUCCUGACACAGAGGACCAAUGUAUUUGCUGGCUCCUCCAAAUCUGCUGAUACCCUUUUCAAAAAAGCACUUUGGUAUGGGAAAUCAGAGUGGUGGAUUGGAAUGUGAGCUACGGAGCAGAAAAUGAGCUUAGGAAGAUGGUUGAGUUGCGGAAAGAAAUAAGAAUAAUCCUUCAAAACAUGAAAGGCGGACUUCAAAGUAAAGAUGUACUUUUUAACAUGUUGAAACAAUACGAUGAUGCUCUUGCACAAGUUUCUGUUGCUGAUGUUCAAGAAGUUUCGUGCUCUAAUAGUCAUCUUUCAGUUGGUUUUGAAAAUAGUGUGAUAGUGAGAAUAGGGUGAAUUUGCUUUUAACUCAUACUGACAUUGAGAAUAAUAAGAAUAGUAUAGUAUGUGAAGCUUUAUUUUCUUUUAACUCAUACUAACAUUUGUUUCAAAGGCUUUGUUUCUCAUUAGUUAGUAGUUACAACUGUUAUAAAUAUGUUAUAUAUUUUUAAUUAUGUUAGAUUUUGAUCUAAUAUAUGUGUUAAAUACAUUGUGUCAGCUAAAUUUUCAACCCAAAUAAUUUAAGUUUUCUAGCAGGGGUUCUGUAUUUUUUAAAACCACAACUUUAAAUGCUUUUUAAUUGAGAUGUGGCUCAUAAUUUGUUUUACUUCUUCAUACCAUAACAUAAUAUAACAAUGGGUUAAAUAUGUUUUUAGUCCUUAUAAAUACGCGACCCUGUAAUUUUGGUCCCUAUAAAAAUUUUCUUCGAAUAAUAGUCCUUGCAAAUUUUUCCAUCCACAAUUUUGGUCCCUGCCGU